AUGAUAUUGGUGUCGGGUACUCUUCUCGUCAUUGCCUUGAAUACGUUGUGUAUGACACCAGCACCUGUCUAUUCUCUGCCUAUUCGCCCACCAAUCGGGGAUGAGAAAUCCCCUCCCCUUCGAAUCGCGGCUCUUGGGGCUUCCUAUCGAGUGAGAGAUGUGCUAUCCGCUCCGUUGCUCAAGACCGAACAGGCUCAUCACUUUGCUGUCAAUGCAGAAAUUCGCCGUGGAUGGGGCGUUCUGCAGUGCCUGCGAAUGUUCAGCGACACGGUUGAAUGGUUGCAGCACCUUGUCGAUGGCCAAAGUUUCUAUUCUCCCUAUAUCUGGAUUCCAAACGUCACGGUACAAACCUCCACCAUCAUCCAGAAAGAAGGAACGACUACAGCUUCGAUGACAUUGCAGGCGGAGCUCGGUGCUGAGUAUUCACGAGAAUCAAGCUUCCAAGUCACACCGACAAGCGAGGUUGCGACUGACUUGCGAAUACUGCAGGUGACAAUCGUACAUGAAAGACCAGAUCAGCGCAGAACUCCUGAUAGAGGCGUGGUACUCUCUCGUCGAGACUCUACGCCGUCGGGCUGGGACAAGGAGGUCUUGAGAGCUAGGUAUCUUGCCAUGAUUUCAGCGUGCGGCUCCUUCUUAUUUGGGCUCUUUCGCAUGCUGUACGACAAGUGGAAGGUGGUCAAUUGGAUCGAGAGACCCCACACGAGUCUACUGCACCGCAUGGAUGAACUGGCGACACUGGCAGCAAAGGAAAGCUACUACUAUCAUCAAGGAAACAGCAGCUGGAAAGGAAGACUUGGGUGUUAUCGAGAAAGCAAAAAGAAAAACCCGGUGCAGCAGAAGGAUCGGGGCAACAACAUGAACAAUAUGGGACCAUGCGAGCUGACCCUAGAAGUGCGUUCCAAGAACGGCCAGGUCGUGGAGGAAGGAAGCGCAGGCCCAUCGACUGCCACCCACUUAAUAUCACCAAGCUCCGCGGGACUUCUGUCGACUACCACCCCAGUAAUCUCCUCUGCUGGUCCAGAAAAUAAUUGUGGAAGGGGAGAUUCGGGCCUGGAGCCCACAAGAGAGACCGGGCAGACUACUCCUAGACGUGGGUCGGACAAGAAGAUCCAGGCAAGGGAGGAAUGGCGCAGGGCUGCUGGUCGGUUCUAUGCGUUCCUGGCAUCUGGGGUGAAAGGAAUCAAGGGGCUACUGUGGAAGGCAGAAGUAGAACCCUAACCACGCGCCUGAAUUGAAUCCAUGUGUUCGACGCUCUCGAUCUCUGCGUGGGCUGGGGGACAUUGCACGCGAGGGCUACUACUGUAGGUGUUGUCCCAGAGAGUCCCA
Molecule: messenger RNA, 1329 nt
Organism: Cladophialophora immunda
Lineage: Eukaryota; Fungi; Ascomycota; Eurotiomycetes; Chaetothyriales; Herpotrichiellaceae
Exons: 1
Coding region: 1-1221 (406 amino acids)
Source: RefSeq, a predicted model, not a curated record